AAGAAUUUUUAUUGAAAAAAAAAAAAGUUUUUUUUUUUUAUAAAGAAAACCCAUUAAUUUAAAAACACAAAAAAACCCCGAUGGACGAGAGUGGAGGCCGUGGGAGAGGUUAUGCGGAGGAUUCAACGACGGCCGGAGGCAGUAGAGAGAUCCGUUAUCGGGGAGUACGGCGGCGGCCAUGGGGAAAAUUCGCAGCUGAAAUACGCGACUCAAGAAGGCAAGGAGUGCGCAUAUGGCUGGGUACUUUCAACACGGCGGAAGAAGCCGCACGUGCUUACGAUCGAGCGGCUUACAACAUGAGAGGUCAUUUGGCCAUUUUGAAUUUUCCCAAUGAGUAUCCACUCACCAGCUCCGGCGGUGGCGGCGGUGGCGGCAGAUAUUCAAGUGGGUCGUCUUCAUCUUCUUCUUCAAUGUCAAUGCGGCAAAAUGAAGUGAUUGAAUUUGAGUAUUUGGAUGAUAAAGUGCUUGAAGAUCUUCUUGACUAUGGAGAAGAAAGUGAUAAGAGAGGCUAAAAAUCCACACACAGUUUCGAGUUUUCUUGGCUCAGCUCAAAACAAGUGCUGCCAAAAAAAAAAAAAAAAAAAAAAAAAAAAAGUAAGCGUCACUGUCAUCAAAUAGGCUAAUAUUCUAUUUAGCCUUUUUCAAGGUUUUCAAAACUUUUCUUUUGUAAUGGCACAAUGACUUCUUGCCAUUUAUAUAUGUCUAUCCCAUUUUCUUUCU
Messenger RNA from Benincasa hispida (wax gourd), 720 nucleotides. Its product is annotated as Integrase-type DNA-binding superfamily protein. Gene Ontology annotation, molecular function: DNA-binding transcription factor activity; DNA binding. The record is from RefSeq and is a predicted model, not a curated record. NCBI's taxonomy places the organism in Eukaryota, Viridiplantae, Streptophyta, Magnoliopsida, Cucurbitales, Cucurbitaceae. Gene Ontology annotation, biological process: regulation of DNA-templated transcription; ethylene-activated signaling pathway.